Messenger RNA from Octodon degus (degu), 2031 nucleotides. Its product is annotated as actin-related protein 8-like. Gene Ontology annotation, cellular component: Ino80 complex. Gene Ontology annotation, biological process: regulation of DNA-templated transcription; double-strand break repair. The record is from RefSeq and is a predicted model, not a curated record. The transcript is spliced from 2 exons. NCBI's taxonomy places the organism in Eukaryota, Metazoa, Chordata, Mammalia, Rodentia, Octodontidae.
AUGACCCAGGCCGAGAAGGGAGACACGGAGAACGGGAAGGAAAAGGGCGGGGAAAAGAAGGAGCAGCGUGGCAGGAAGCGGCCCAUCGUGCCAGCCUUGGUGCCCAAAAAGCUUAGCGGGGCGGCUGGAAGUGACCGGCAUGUGUGGCAAAUCCAGAGCAACUUUAUUGUUGUCAUACAUCCAGGCUCCACAACUUUAAGAAUUGGUCGAGCCACAGACACACUCCCUGCCAGCAUUCCACAUGUCAUUGCACGAAGACACAAACAACAAGGGCAGCCUCUGUACAAGGACAACUGGCUCCUAAGGGAGGGACUAAAUAAACCUGAGAGUAACGAACAAAGACAAAAUGGCCUUAAAACGGUGGAUCAAGCAAUAUGGUCUAAAAAGACGUCAAACGGUACAAGACAGAUUCCUAUGUCUCCUGAACAGGCCCGUGCUUACAACAAGCAGAUGCGCCCCACAAUUUUAGAUCACUGUUCUGGAAAUAAGUGGACAAACACAUCUCACCAUCCUGAGUAUUUGGUAGGAGAAGAGGCCUUAUAUGUGAAUCCACUGGACUGUUACAAUAUUCACUGGCCCAUCAGAAGAGGUCAGUUAAAUAUUCACCCUGGACCUGGGGGCUCCCUUACAGCUCUUCUGGCAGAUAUUGAAGUAAUAUGGUCUCAUGCACUAUAAAAAUACUUGGAAAUCCCACUGAAAGAUUUAAAGUAUUAUAGGUGUAUCUUAUUAAUUCCUGACAUCUAUAAUAAACAGCAUGUGAAAGAACUAAUGAAUAUGAUACUUAUGAAGAUGGGUUUUUCAGGGAUUGUGGUUCAUCAAGAGUCCGUGUGUGCCACCUCUGGAAGUGGCCUAAGCAGCACAUGUAUUGUAGAUGUCGGGGACCAGAAGACAAGUGUCUGCUGUGUGGAGGACGGGGUGUCUCAUCGGAACACUCGGCUCUGUCUGGCAUAUGGAGGAUCUGAUGUGUCCAGAUGUUUUUACUGGCUCAUGCAGCAGGCAGGAUUCCCUUAUAGGGAGUGCCAGCUAACAAAUAAAAUGGACUGCCUGCUACUCCAGCACCUUAAGGAAACCUUCUGUCAUUUAGAUCAGGACAUCUCUGGGCUUCAGGACCACGAAUUUCAGAUUCGUCAUCCAGACUCUCCUGCCUUGCUUUACCAGUUUCGACUAGGAGAUGAAAAGCUCCAGGCUCCAAUGGCUCUAUUUUACCAGGCCACUUUUGGAAUUGUUGGACAGAAGAUGACGACUUUGCAGCACAGAUCCCAGGGUGACCCUGAGGACCCUCACGAUGAACAUUACCUCCUGGCUACGCAGAGCAAGCAGGAGCAGUCUGCAAAAGCUACUGCUGACCGAAAGUCUGCAUCCAAACCCAUUGGCUUUGAAGGAGAUCUUCGUGGCCAGUCUUCCGAUAUUCCAGAAAGACUCCAUUCUCAGGAGGUGGAUUUGGGGUCCUCUCAAGGAGACUGCCUGAUGGCUGGCACCGACUCUGAGGAGGCUCUCAAUGCACUGAUGUCCAGGAAGACUGCCAUCUCGCUGUUUGAAGGGAAAGCCCUGGGCCUUGAUAAAGCCAUCCUUCAUAGCACAGACUGCUGUUCAUCUGAUGAUACCAAAAAAAAGAUGUACAGCUCCAUCCUGGUGGUGGGAGGUGGUUUGAUGUUCCAUAAAGCUCAAGAAUUUCUCCAGCACAGAAUUCUCAACAAAAUGCCCCCUUUGUUUAGGUGAAUUAUUGAAAACGUAGAUGUGAUCACAAGGCCCAAGGACAUGGAUCCCCGGCUGAUUGCAUGGAAAGGAGGGGCAGUGUUGGCGUGUUUGGAUACGACACAGGAACUGUGGAUUUAUCAGUGAGAAUGGCAGCGCUUUGGUGUCCGCAUGUUACGAGAGUGCGCUGCUUUCGUGAAAUGGGAAGGGAGAGCCACUGGAAGACCAAAAACGAGUCUCUCGAUACACAGGAUUAAAGAAUGUACAUAUUUUAAUUUAUUGAAUCACAGGCUUAAUUUUCAUGGAAAGACUUUGCACUUUAUGUUGAGGAUAUGA